UUUUGGAUAUUGAACAAUUAUUAUUAUGUAUAAUGUAUAAAUUACUAAAAAAAAAAUUCAGCUGAGGACGUGACGUUAAAGGCGGAAGUGGAAUUUGCGCCUGCGCACACAGUUUGAUGCGAACAGCUCAAAGCAGUUUGUGCGUGAUGGACAUCUUACGGCCGGUUCUCAUUAACAUCAACGGAAGAAUUUACAGAAAAAAUCCAGUCCAGGAGGAAUGUCCUUAUGAAGAAGAGGAUGAUUAUUCAUAUUCAGGAGCAGAUGCUGAGCAGUGUCUGGACGAGCCUUGUGACGCUCACGACAUCGAACAGACAGAGAAAGGCUUCCGCUGUGCCAUAGACGUGCCAAGUGUGCUUUAUAAAUAUAUUAUCGGUAAGAAGGGAGAGACUCGUAAACGACUGGAAUCGGACACAAAAACUUCGAUCAGCAUCCCGAAACAAGGCGUGGAAGGACAGAUCGUGGUCACAGGUGCACACAGGGCUGCAGUCGCCUCAGCUGUAACCCGCAUUGAGGUUUUGAUCGACAGCUUUCGGAGGAAGCAGCCGUUCACGCACUUCCUGUCGUUUGCACUAAAUCAUCCUCAGGUGCAGGAGGGCUUUCUGCGCUUUCGAGAGGAGGUGUUGGAACAAUGUGGGCAGGACUCAGGAGUGGAUGUGAGUAUUUUUCAGAACCCAGCUAAACUCCACCUAACCAUCGGCACUCUGGCCCUGCUGAAUGAACAGGAAGUGACGCGCGCAAACGAGCUGCUUCAGCAAUGUCACAGCGUUAUCAGAGAGAUAACCCAAGCAAAACCACUUCCUGUAGAAGUCAGAGGAAUUGAAUAUAUGAAUGAUGACCCAUCAAUGGUGGAUGUUCUGUAUGCUAAAGUUGCUGUUCAAGAUGGAUCUGACAAGCUCCAGCAGAUCGCAGACAGGCUUGUGGAGUGUUUCGCUUCAGCCGGUCUGAUGGAACGAGAGCGGGACAGAGUGAAGAUUCACGGCACCAUAAUGAACACGCUCUUCCGGAAAGAUCCGUCAGCGGAGGAUAAAGGAGCUUCAGGAAGACUGAACAAUAAAGAUCGAGAAGCUUUUAAUGCAAGAAACAUCUUACAGAUGUUCGGAGAGUUUUAUUUCGGAGCGUUUGAGCUGAACUCGAUGCAGAUGUCUCAGAGGUUCUCCACUGACGGCACGGGAUACUAUUCCUCUGUGGGACACGUCACGUUCUCAUGAUGGGACGGUUACACACUCACAUACUGAAAGACUUAUAAAUGGCUCCAAAUUAUUGAUUGAGAAUCAUUUAUUGUUGUCAUGCAUUGUAAAUAUAAAUAAGAGCAUUUCAAUGGAGAAAAAAAAUGGAGUGCAGAAUGAUGUCACCAAUAUUUUUGGGCCUUUUCCCAGUGUUUUUAUUCAUCAAAGUAUCAUGAAAAAAAAAAUGUAUCACAGUAA
Megalobrama amblycephala (Wuchang bream) is the source of this 1424-nucleotide messenger RNA. RefSeq names its product activating signal cointegrator 1 complex subunit 1 (gene ascc1). The record is from RefSeq and is a predicted model, not a curated record. NCBI's taxonomy places the organism in Eukaryota, Metazoa, Chordata, Actinopteri, Cypriniformes, Xenocyprididae. Gene Ontology annotation, molecular function: RNA binding. Gene Ontology annotation, biological process: DNA alkylation repair; regulation of DNA-templated transcription. Gene Ontology annotation, cellular component: nucleus.